AUGGGAGCCGGAGCCUCCGCUACCCCUGAAGCUGUGAAGGCCGCCUCGGAAGAUGAUCUCAAGAAGUUUGCCGAAGGCAUGACGCCCGAGGACAAGCAGCGACUCUUGGGCGUGCUGGCGCAGAAGGCGGCGACCCUGAAGGCUGAGAAGAAGGCUUCCGGCGUUUCUGUGGCGGUGAUCUACUACUCAAUGUACGGGCACAUGACGGAUAUGUGCAAGGAGAUGAAGAAGUGUAUGGAGGACAGCGGCGUGCAGGUUGACAUGUUCCAGGUAGCUGAGACGCUUCCCGAUGAGGCUCUCAAAGCUAUGGGUGCUCCCGCAAAGCCCGGUGACAUCAUGACUUUGGACCAUGCCAGCAUCGGCUCGUUGCUCCCCGAGUACGACGGCUUCGUCUUCGGCGUUCCCACGCGUUUCGGGAACAUGUGCGGCCAAAUCAAGUCCUUCUUUGAUAGCACGGGCGGCCUCUGGAUGGCCCAGAAGCUGUCGGGAAAGAUGGCCACCAUGAUUGUCAGCACCGGGACGCAGAACGGAGGACAAGAGACGACUCACCUGCAGACAGUCAGCUCCCUCGUCCAUCAUGGCCUCUGCUACGUUCCCCUUGGAUACCGCUGCGGGGAGGAACAGUUCAAGAUGGAGGUGGGUGGCGGCAGCCCUUGGGGGGCGAGCACCAUCGCUAACGGUGACGGUAGUCGAAUGCCCUCAGAGGGGGAGAAGAAGAUUGUGAAGGCCCAUGCCGAAGCGUUUGCUGGCGUCGUCAAGCGCUCGAAGCAGGAGACCCCCAAGAAGACAGCCAAGAUGGCCAUCGUCUACUACUCCAUGUACGGACAUAUCAAGAAGAUGGCGGAUGCGAUCGCAGAUGCGGCCAAGAAGGAGGGCGUGGAGGUGGACCUACUCCAGGUCUCUGAGACAUUGCCGGAGGGAGUGCUGGGAGCCAUGAAGGCGCCGCCCAAGGCAGACCAUACGGUCAUCGAGCACUCGAACAUCGAGAAGCUCCUCGAUUAUGAUGGCAUCAUGUUUGGGCUGCCGACGCGCUUCGGGCAGCCCGCCUCGCAGAUCAAGAGCUUCUGGGAUGCCACGGGAGGCCUCUGGGCAGGUGGCAAGCUGGUUGGAAAGCUCGGGGCCUCCUUUGUGAGCACUGGCACACCACAGGGCGGCCAGGAGACAACCCACCUCACGCAUCUCACCAACUUGGUCCACCACGGCAUGAUUUUCGUGCCUCUGGGCUACGCUGCGCCGGAAAUCUUCAACAUGGAGGAGUUGCAUGGCGGAAGCCCUUGGGGCGCCAGCUGCUAUGCCGGUCCUGACGGGAGCCGAGAGCCUUCUGCCAUUGAGCUGGCGAUUGCAACGAAACAGGGGCAAGUCUUCGCCAGCAAAGUGAAGGCUAUGGCCGUGGAGUGA
Messenger RNA from Symbiodinium sp. CCMP2592, 1398 nucleotides. Lineage: Eukaryota; Dinophyceae; Suessiales; Symbiodiniaceae. The record is from the annotation of a GenBank genome assembly.